AUGGCCGAAAAACGCUCGGCUCUAUCAUCCUCUUCAAGGAUCUCUGCUGAAGACGAACCUGCCCAUAAAAAACAAGCCAUCCAACAUUCUUCUGAAAAACCCUCUCCUAAACCUCUCCCAUUAACAACAAAAACAAAAGCAACAAAAACAACAAAAACAACAAAAACAACAAAAACAACAAACUCUACAAACAAUAUCCACCCUCCUAAACUUCCAAAAGAUAUCCUUGAAGGGAAAUUAACCCCUCGUGCUAUCAAACUCUUUAAAAAGGAAGCUCUCUGUCGCGCUCUUAACUCUUACCGUCGUUCAGCCCAACUCUUUGAAUCCCAAGCAAACCAUGCAAACUCUCAACUUAACAUCCUUCAACGCGUCUUUUCUCUUCAGGAAUCUUGGUGGUCAAACUUUACAGACCAAAUUGCUGUUGCGAUUGCAAAUAAAUCUUCAUUUCCAGCUCCAAGUACUGCCACUGCUGAUCUCUUUUUAAUAUCUUCAAAAAUAUCACACGACAAAGAAGGAAAGGAAGAAAAUGAAGAUGAAGAUGAAGAUGAAGAAGAAGAAGAAAAUGAAGAAGAUAAGAAAACUCAACUUGAAAAAGAUUAUGAAGCAAAAUCUCAAGCCCUUUUGUUAAAAAUUAAAGAUCUUCUUAAUUGGGAUGGUAUUGUUUCACCAGAAAAUGAUGCCAAACAAGAACUAGCAAAAGGGAUUAACAAACUACACACUUUUGAAGCUGAAUAUAACGUUUUAAAAGCUCAAACCAUUCAAAUGCAACAACAACUUACAGACAUGACAUCGAAAUAUCUUGAAGCUAAACGUUCAAUCGCCCGUUUAGAAUCCCCUAUAACAAUGGCUCUGUUUGGUCAAUCAAAUACUCAAAAUGAAGAGAAAUUACAAAGCCCUCCAAUACAAGAUCCACAACAACAACAAAAUCAAAAUCAAAACCAACAACAGCAUCAACAGCAUCAACAGCAUCAACAGCAUCAACAGCAACAGCAACAACAACAACAUCCACAACAUCCACAGCAGCAGCAGCAGCAGCAGCAGCAGCAGCAGCAACAACAACAACAACAACAACAACAACAACAACAACAACAGUCAUCACCUUCUCAACAAUCAGAUUCAGGCUUACAAGCUGUCAUUGAUAAACAAAUAGAACAACUUAAAGAACAAGAUCGCAUCAUUGCAUCACUCAACGAAUCAAUCAGAAAUACUACAAACAGACUAGCUCACCUUUCAGAUCAAGACCUCCAACAUUCCUACCUAUACCGCAACCUGCGGCGUAAAAAUGACGACCUUUUAUACCAACUAGACAAACUGGAAGCCCUCACUGCUCAGUAUCACCGUGAAAAGUCUGCCUUGGUUGCCGAACGUGUAGCUUUCCAAGAUCGUGUCCGUAGAGAUGCAGAUGCUCGCAUAGAAGACCUUCAAGCAAGACUUAACAUGGCUGAAGCUGAUGUAACUCGCAUUCGUGCAGUCCGAGAUGAUAUUCUUGGUAAUCUUAAUAUUAAAAAGGCUCAAGAAUCUGAAAGAUUAAAGUCUUUGGACCAUUUUAAGGAGCUUUUGGAAAUUCGUGAUAAACGAAUAAAAUCUUUAGAACAAGAAGUCACUAGAAUUAAAAGUGAAGAUAUCCCACAAACUAGUUCCAACCAGUCUUUAGAGGAUCUUGAAAAACUUGUGGCUAAACUUCAACAACAAAAUACUAGUUUAGUUGAAGAACUCCCUGAAUUAGAAGCUGCAUUUAAUCAAGCUCAUCAAAAGGCAACUGCAAAGAUUAUGGAUUUUGCCGAACGUGAAGCCAAAAUGCAUAAACUUGUUGCCGAAAAGGCCAAGGCUGAUGAAAAAUACUUUUCAGCCAUGCGUUCUAAAGAUCAAUUGAAUGCAGAAUACCAGAAAACAAAGUCACAACUUAAACGAAAUGCUGAGUGGGUUCAACAACUUAAAGAAUCUGAUGAGAAAAAUAUGCACCAAGUUGGCGUUUUGGAGCAUCGGGUGGAAGAGCUUCAAAAUAAAGUACAACAAUUGGAUGCUGAUAAGGCCUUUUUAGCUUCCAAAGUUGGUGAUUAUGAGCGUCGUGUUGAAUCUCUUCAUAGUCUUGUAGAGAAACUUAAGGGAGAUCUUAAAGCUUGUGAUAAAACUAUUGCAAGUCAAGCAGAGUCACGGCGGAAUACAGAGACUGAACUUGUUAGGAUCAAAAAGCAACUUGAGAUUGCAAGUAUGGUUAAUGGUAAUAAUACCAAUUCAUUAUCCACAGAUCUUGCUUCAUUACAAGUUCAAGAACUUCGUACAAUGGCUAUUUGUUCUGUAUGUUCUAAGAACUGGAAAGAUACUGCCAUUAAAGUGUGUGGACAUGUUUUCUGUCAUGAUUGUGCAACAGAGCGGUUACAUGCUCGGUUGCGUAAAUGUCCUUUGUGUAACAAGCAGUUUUCGCACAGCGAUUUGCUACCGGUUCAUUUGUGA
Molecule: messenger RNA, 2454 nt
Organism: Magnusiomyces paraingens
Lineage: Eukaryota; Fungi; Ascomycota; Dipodascomycetes; Dipodascales; Dipodascaceae
Exons: 1
Coding region: 1-2454 (817 amino acids)
Cellular component (GO): HULC complex; nucleus
Molecular function (GO): ubiquitin protein ligase activity
Source: RefSeq, a predicted model, not a curated record